Molecule: messenger RNA, 2580 nt
Organism: Perca flavescens (yellow perch)
Lineage: Eukaryota; Metazoa; Chordata; Actinopteri; Perciformes; Percidae
Gene: spats2
Product: spermatogenesis associated serine rich 2
Exons: 13
Coding region: 367-1842 (491 amino acids)
Cellular component (GO): cytoplasm
Molecular function (GO): protein binding
Source: RefSeq, a predicted model, not a curated record
UAUGCCCACAGCCGACUAGAGACUACUUGCCAUUAAAGACGGCUGGCGGUGGAAGCAUCGGUGACCCGUUUCCAGAAUCUACUGUUCGGUUUUCUUGCCAACACAAAUUUGGAUCAACUUGGUAGAGAAACGAGAGGAAACCCCCAAAUCUUUUCCUAAAUGGUGGAGGACUGAUCUGAACCUCAUUCGUCCAACCCUCCUGCCAGUUGUGAGCCUUGUUGGCAUCUUCUCUAACAAGAAAAACUGUGGGAAAGUGGCCACUCUUGGAGCCCUUAUUUGACCACCAUCUUAAACACAAUUGAAGCGUUAAUACUGUCUUGAGGAAGUACGCAACCAAACAUUUCCUGGAUACUUCUGUGUGACAACAUGGCAAAAAAAAACAGCCCAAAGGAUACGUCAGGGGUGGUGUUUGACACACGCUCAAAAAUGGCCAUGUCCCAGGGAGGAACAGCUGAUAGGAUGAAAGAGAAGAUCAGUGCCGUCAGGGCAGUUGUGCCCAACAAAAGUAACAACGAGAUUGUGCUGGUGUUGCAGCAUUUCGAAAACUGUGUUGACAAGGCCGUUCAAGCUUUCUUAGAAGGCAGUGCAGUUGAGAUCCUGAAGGAGUGGAAUGUCACCGGCAAAAAGAAGCCCAAGAAGAAAAAGAAGCCCAAGCCUCAGCCAGAAGCUUCAGCCGAGCCUGCUCCACCUGAGGCCACGUCGCCUGAGGAGGGCAAGGAUGAGGUCAACGGCUUUCAUGCCAACGGAUCAGUAAUGGACGUAGAGUCACUUGAUUCUCUGAGUGAACAGCUGGACUCUGCCUCCCUGGAUGCAGCCGAGCUGGACUCUGAACCUGCUACAUCCGAAACCACCGGUGCAGAAGCAGAAAGUCAAGGUAGUGUUCCAAGUCCCCCCUUACAGCAAGGAGGGAGGAAUCACCAGGGUCCCAGAGGCAACAAGAACCGGCACAGGCCAGGCUCCAAUUCACAUUCACUCACUUCCUCAUUUCCACCCAACACUGAUGAGCACGGAUCAUCAGGAGUCAAGAAGAUGGCUCCCAACAUUGACCGCUCUGUGAAGGACCUGCAGAGAUGCACCGCCUCACUGACUCGCUACAGGAUAGUGGUCAAGGAGGAGAUGGACUCCUCAAUCAAGAGGAUGAAGCAGACGUUCGCUGAGCUCCAGAGCUCUUUAAUGGACCGAGAAGUGACUCUACUGGGAGAGAUGGACAAAGUGAAAGCCGAGGCCAUGGGGAUUUUGGACUCCCGGCAGAAGAGAGCAGAGGAGCUCCGGCGGCUGACCGACCAGUCAGCAUCCAUGUCUGAGGAACAGUUGACUGAACUGCGUGCGGACAUCAAGCACUUUGUGAGUGAGCGUAAAUAUGACGAGGACCUUGGGAAAGCUGUAAGAUUUACAUUUGAUCUUGAACCGCUGAAGGCGAGCAUAUUAGGGUUUGGAUCAGUUUACCAUCCGCAUACUGGCUACUCCCACCGGUCCCGCUGUAGCUCCACGUCCUCUUCUGUCGCCAGCCCGAGCCAGCUGGAAACGCCUCCUCCCACCCAGACCCAAAGCACCCCCAGUGAACACCGCCCUCCACCAAACAAACAGAUUUUCCAAGGCAACAGGCGUACUUUCCAGGGACAAGGGUAUCAUUCGGGUGCUCAGAGGUAUAACGGCGCUUCCUACCACGACCGGAACGCCGCUCGUGCUAACCACCGCUACCAGAGUGACAGUGGCUCUUCUGGUCCUUCGCAGCACUCCCACAGCUCCAGAGGUCCAAACCAUUUCUCCACGUCCUACAACCCAGACCGACCCGCUCAUAACGGGCUGCCCCAAAGGCCUCCGCGGACGCAAUGCCCCUGACAUUGGAAACCCCGUGCUUAAUCAAACCCAUCUACUAACCCUUGCACUCGUCUCCCCAUAGCCUCCCCCUUGCCCUCUUCCACACUCUUCCCCUCUACUAACUCCUUUCAAUGAAGAAUAGAAUACAAGUUUACAUAUUUCUGUCAGUUGAGCUGUAGUGCCACCUCUCUACAUCAAACUUGAAACGCUUUCACUGUCCUGUAAUCGCUCGCCCUUUUUGCAUUUCUUCCAUCCUGGUUAAGGUAACCGCUUCUAUCUUUAGGCUCCCUUUGAGAGAUCUCGUUGCUAUGCUGUUGCCAGUCUCUGUUAUUAUUUUCUACAUUUAAGCUGUCUGCCAGAGACCGCCAUGAUUACCUGCAACAUUUUGUGCACUAUUGAAGUUGAGCUCUUAGUUCUAUUUUUACGGUGGCUUAUGUCAGUUUUCUGAUUUGCACGUCAGAUCUAUUUUUUAUUUCUUUCUCGUCUCCCAGAACCAUUUCAAUGCCUUCACCGUGGAAAGCGUAGUGUACGUGCUAGUGCUGUAGUUCUAGCAUUUACAGAGAUUUUUGUCAUCAUGAGAGUAGACCUGCAAUCAACACUACAGACUAUCAUUAAUCUUUACAAUGUAAAAAAAAAAAAAUGAAGCAUAUCAAACUGUAAUCCAGAGCUUUUCGUAUGGCUGCUACAAACCAUAGGGAACUUGUUAACACUAGGACUUAGAUGUGUAUGAGAGUAACUCUGUGAACAGAGAGGUUGCCG